Molecule: messenger RNA, 954 nt
Organism: Striga hermonthica
Lineage: Eukaryota; Viridiplantae; Streptophyta; Magnoliopsida; Lamiales; Orobanchaceae
Source: the annotation of a GenBank genome assembly
AUGGCAAAAGAACAGAGUUCUUCCGGUAUAACCGUCACAAAAGCUCCAGUUGAAGUCGUAAUUAGGAACGACGUAAUGAAAUCCGAGGUCGUCGUUACCGGACGCACAAUGCAGCUCGAGUUUCGGAUAAGGGAGCCUAUUGAUCACAUGAACCUCAAAUCUUUCAUCUCUGCCCUCAUCCGCCGCCCCGACUCCGGAGCCGCCGACGACCCCCUCUGCGCCUGGCUCUACGACACCUUCCACUCCGGCGACCCCGACCUCCGCCUCGCUGUCCUCCGCCACCUCCCUUCCCUCGCCGCCGCCUACCUCUCCCGCGCAGCCCUCCACAAGCCCCUCGCCGGCUUCGAAUCCGUCCUCCUCGCCAUCUACGCCCACGAGACCGCCGCCCGCUCUGGCCAUGCCCUCACGGCCACCAUCCCCGACCUCUCCCACCCGAGCCUCUACCACGAGACCUCUCCCACCGCCAACCGAGCCUCCACCGAGCUCCACCUAGCCAUCGUCUCCCCGAGCCUCGAGCCCCACGGUACGGUCCGAUCCACCCGCCGGGCGCGUAUCGUGGGCGUGGCACUCGAGCUAUACUACGCCAACAUUUCCGAAAUACCCGUCGAGUCAAAAAUCGAGUUCUGUAGGCUCUGCCGGGCUUGGGCCGGGCCGGAGGAUGCUGACAAUGAUGUUAGUGAUGAUGUCAGCAGAAACAAUGGGAGGAUAAACCUGCCGUGGGAGCUGAUGCAGCCGAUCCUGAGGAUAUUGGGACACUGCGUGAUGGGGCCGGAAAAGAGUGACGAGCUGUUCCGGUCCGGGCUGGCGGCAUGCCGGAGCGUGCAUGGAAGGGCGAUGAGGGAUAUCAACCCUAAGGCGGUACUGGCGAGCAUGAGUCUAGUCAAGCUGGCUGAGGCCUCUGUCGAGGUUGUGGAUUAUACGGAGAUUGGCAUGAGUAAUGUGAUCUCUUUCUGA